Molecule: messenger RNA, 4497 nt
Organism: Archocentrus centrarchus (flier cichlid)
Lineage: Eukaryota; Metazoa; Chordata; Actinopteri; Cichliformes; Cichlidae
Product: TLE family member 5-like
Exons: 7
Coding region: 391-1002 (203 amino acids)
Biological process (GO): negative regulation of canonical Wnt signaling pathway; regulation of DNA-templated transcription
Cellular component (GO): nucleus; transcription regulator complex
Molecular function (GO): protein binding; transcription corepressor activity
Source: RefSeq, a predicted model, not a curated record
UCUCUUCAAAGCAGAGGAAAGUCAGAGGCUCAUGUGUCAACAUCCAGGGUUUCCCCGGGGAGACGUAGCAUUAGCGCUAUUCCAAAAACACAAAACAAAACGAAAACAAAACCCCCUGAUGUUGCUUUGAAGAGUCUUUUAUUUUUGUUAGCUUAUUCAUCCUCGAAAGCAGCAGGUUUCUUUUUAAAAAAUUUUUGACUUCAAAGACCAGAAGACGACCUCCGGCUCCUGCUGCUUUGACGUUAGCUAACGUUAUUUUAAAGGAUGACAGAGUACAAAGUGCGAAUAGCGUCUCCAAUCAUUUAAUAACAUCUGGGGGACACGUUAGCUUAGCCAGCUAGCCUGGUAGUUCGAUUAGACCGAGGAAACGCGGCGAAACACACUGCUGACAUGAUGUUUCCUCAAUCGAGGCACUCGGCGUCCUCUCAGUCCAGCCAACCUCUCAAGUUCACCACUUCUGAUUCCUGUGACCGUAUCAAGGAUGAGUUCCAGUUCCUCCAAGCACAAUACCACAGUUUGAAGCUGGAGUGUGAUAAGCUGGCUUCUGAAAAGUCAGAGAUGCAGCGUCACUAUAUCAUGUACUAUGAAAUGUCUUACGGGCUGAACAUUGAAAUGCACAAACAGGCUGAAAUAGUGAAGAGACUAAAUGGGAUCUGUGCUCAGGUGCUGCCUUAUCUGUCACAGGAGCAUCAACAACAAGUCAUGGGCGCCAUAGAAAGAGCCAAGCAGGUCACACCUCCUGAGAUGAACUCCAUCAUACGGCAACAGCUUCAGGUGCAACACCUGUCCCAGCUUCAGGGCCUGGCGUUGCCCAUAACCCCGCUUCCCCUGGGCCUCACUCCACCCACUCUGCCCGCCGUCUCCUCUAGCUCCGGGCUGCUGUCCCUCUCCUCCAUCCUGGCCAACUACUCCCACGGCCAGCCCCCGGUGGCGAAAGAGGACAAGGCCAGAGAUGCCGCAGAGAGAGCGCCUAGAGGAGACGAUGGAGACAAGUCAGACUAGUGCAGACGCAGAGAGGAGGUUUGGAGGGGGAUAGUAUGGGGUGUUAUAAGUGUCCAAAAAAACAAAAAAACAAAAAAAAUAAGAAAGGGUAAACCAUAACUGUAAAUGGAGACUGAUGUAAGUCUAGGGGCCUGUCUGCUGAGUGUCAGUGUAGAAGAGUAAUUGCAAGGAUGAUUAAGUGCUGAAGAUGAAACUCCUGAAUGGCUGAGAGUAAAUGUUCUUAUUUAGUAGUAAUAGACUCGGUUCAGGCUUCUAGACUUUAAAUAGAUGCUUUUUUUAGUGCAAGCCACCGUUGUUAGGCUUUACCAAGAUAAAUGUUUUCCCAUUUGGAGAGAGAGCUGAGAAGGAAACUCAAUAGCAGUACCCCAGUAGAUAACUAUCAGAUUUAUUUUUUCUUCCUCCUUUUUGUUAUCAGAUCUGUAUUCAGUGCUUAUUUCCAUGUCCUCUCGAGUUCUUCUGAUUUAGUCUCACUGCAGUUUGCCGGUCAUAAUAAGGAGUUUUAACAUCUUUUAACAUCUUUUUCUAAGAUAAAACAAAAGGUUGACUGGAGCAGUUUUGUCAAUAAUUCCAUUAAUAUACACUUUUAAGUGUAAUGUUCUUCACCAUUACCAACCACUGGAUGCAUUACCACAGCUGUGUACCUCAGUCCCCCAUAAAUCACAGGAUUUUAUUUCAUAAAGAUCUAUAGUUAUUACAAAUAGUAAGAUAGCCAGCUUGGAAGUUAAUUUGUGUUAAGUAGGCCUUGCUGCUGCUGCUGCUGCUGCUGCUGCUGCUGUUGCUGCUGCUGCUGCUGCUAUGAGCUCCACAUGGGAUGUGGACCAUUGACAUGGGAUCAUGGACCCUGUGUCUUUAAAUGAUAAGACUAGAUGCUCUGGAAAAAAAAAAUCUUGUUGUUUUUGUAAAGUAAGGCAGGUUAUUAUAAACCCUUAAAGAUGUCUGUGUGCCUAAGUGAAUGUGAUUGGAAAGAAGAAAAUACUUUAACUUUAUUUUUAAGCACCUUUUGUGUUUUCCUUCAUGCCCUCCUUUGUUCCUGCCCUGCAGUUCCACAAAAUUGAUCCCAUAAGAGGAUCUUAAUGUUAAACAGGGUGGUGGUUGUGACAUACAGACAAGUUAACAGUUUCAGCUAAGAUUGUGUUAAGCACCUAUCUUUUUGUCUGUGACUACACAAACCUGAUAUUCUCAGCAUUUUCAAACAUGAGCUGUAUUCACACCAUGUACACUGUGUUCAUUAUGCGCUAUACUGUACAGUCUGGGUACUAUAAUUUUCUUGUAGUUAAUAUACAAGAAAUUAAAUGAAUUACUUAUUUUUGUCACAUCAUGUAGAUGUUGGUAUGACCCCCCCCCCCCCCCAAAAAAAAAACCCAAAACAAAACAAAACAAACAAGCAAAAAAAACCUGUGAUCAGCUCCAACAAAAAAGAUCCCAACAAUUUUCUUUGAAUCCUGAUGAACGUGAGUAAUGAGCUCAGCAAUAAUUCCUUUAAUUGUUAUUAUUAUUAAUAUAAUUUAUGUAAUAUAGCUUUGCCACCUUUAGGAGGUUAAACAUAAGGAUGUUAUAGUUAAAUUAAACAUUUGGCUCAUUUAUUAAUAUAUAUUAUCAAGAUAUCAAAAUGCUAUUAUUGAAAAAAGUGUAAUUAAAAUGAAUUGGACCUGCAGUGUUUAACAGCAGCAGUUCAGCUGUAACAUAAUCCCUUGACCAUUUCAUUAGGUACAACUGUUCAUUAAUGCAAAUAUCUAUUUAUCCAAUCGCAUCGCAGCAACUCAGUUCACCCGCUGAAGUUCAGACUGAGCAUCAGAAUGGGAAAGGAAGGGGACUUUGAAUGUGGCAUGCUUGUUGGUGUCAGAUGGGCUGGACUGGGUAUUUCUGAAACAUGGGGGUCCAACCCAGCAAAGUGUAUCUAAUAAAGUGGCUAGUGAGUGUAUGCGAUGUAGCUUCCAAUUACUACACAUUGUAGAUGCAGUACAUGAAUAUUGAGAAUAUCAGGCAACAUUCUUUGGUAGUUUAACCAUAUUGCCCAGCUCCAUUUGAGUGUACUGAACUUUCUUUUAGGCUAAAGUGAUUCAGUAUUAAACGAUAACAGUAAAAUGAAUCAUCAGGAAGUUUAGUAGGUUACCUAAGUCAAAAAGCUAAGGUAGGUCCAGGCUACACCCACAAACUCAAAACCUGCAAGAUGAGUAGUGUAGGUUCAGGCCUGCAGGUUUAACUGUUAUGUGUUCACAUUGGAGAAGUGAAAAAAAUUAAGUGCACUCAAAGCAAGCGCAUUGGAUUUUAUUUUGUUAUAUUUGAAAUGGAGCAGCUGCUCACAGCAGAAAAUGUUUUCAGCUUUAAUCGUUAAUAAUGUCGAAGCGACUCGGGUGACAUCUCAGAAAAAAAGAAAUGACCCACAUCCAGUAGGGUGUGUGUGUGUGUGUGUGUGUGUGUUGCUUAAUUUCAUAUUUUAUGAGGUCUCGCAUAUUAAAACUGUAUGCAUAAUUCUUGCAGUUAGUAUGUGGUAUGAAACUAGUGAACAGCUCACGUUUAUGGCUGAGAAAUGUUCAUUGUUUAGGCAGCAGAGGGCAGCAGUGCUCUUCCAGUGUUCAUUAUGGUAAUUCAACAGGUUUAUAAAAAGCAUCUAAAGAGGUCCAGUCACAUUUUUGCUUUCCUCUCUUUUCAUUUUUAUGAUUGUAAGCUGAGCACAGGUACACUGCAGGUGUCCGCUGUCCCUCCACUGUAAUGUGAGUGCUUUCCAGAGCUUUGAUAACCCACCUGUCAUGUCCGAGCAUAACCCUUUCCUCUCUAUUUUCAUUUGAAAAGCACUUAAGUUGUGGCUCACUGUUCCUUUUUUUUUUCUUCUUCCUGUCUGUGCAAGUGUUGAGGAGCUAGAGUAUCUCCCUCCCUGGAGAUUUGACUUCAACAUAUUGAGUGCGAGAACAGAUCAUUUAAUCAUUUGCACCCUUUAUACUGACGUCAGUCUCUGUAGAAAACCUCCCUUGGCAAAACUCAGACAUGUGAAUGGUAUGUGUGUUUGUUUUGCUGUGAAGGGCCAAUUUGUAUACAUAUGAAUAUAUCAAUAUACAUAUUUUUUAAAGCAUUUUUGUAUGUUUCAAAGCUGCUUUUUAAUGUGUGUGUAUCAUGGAGGACUUUGUUGUUGUACGCGUGCAUUACAAGCCUACACUAAGAGAGGCACAAUGUUGUAUAUCCUGUCGUUUUUUUUUUUUUUUCCUGUUUUCUCUUCCAUUCAUUCUCUCUCAGUAGGCUGUAACACUUAAUUGUUUUCUAGAUUUGUAAAUGUUUUAUCCUUUUUUUGUGCAAAUGAAAAAUGGUUAAAUGUAUGUACAAAACAGUCUCAUUUUAAAAUACCUGGGACAAAAAAAAAAAGUAAACAAGCAACUGUGUACUCUGAGAAUGAAAUCAACCUUUUAGCAGUAAGGAAGCGUCUCUGGUGCCUUACAAAUAAAAGAUGUGAUUGAGAGUGAUCAUUUGCCUUCUGCUGUUAAUGCACAUGGGAGGGAAAAA